GGAGGGCCCUAGCCCAGCGUGCGGCCAAUCCGGGCGGGCGCUGGCGGCGAGCAGGGCAGAAUGGGCUGUAGUUUAGUGAAAUAGGAAAGCUGCAAACAGUGUGGAGUGUUCCUGGUGUAAAUAAAAGGGGGGAAAAAAAAAGUUUCUUCAAGUCACAGCUCUACGGCCUCGCUCAGACAGUGGCACUGGGGUUUGUGCGUUGCCAAAAACCAACACAUUGGACUUUAUUGUGCUGCAUUAACACGCUCUUCCUAUUGUUUGUGUUUUUUUCAAAAUAUGGCAAAGGUUCAGGUGAACAAUGUAGUGGUGUUGGAUAAUCCUUCUCCUUUCUACAAUCCUUUCCAAUUCGAAAUCACAUUUGAGUGCAUAGAGGACCUGUCUGAAGAUUUGGAAUGGAAAAUAAUUUACGUGGGUUCAGCUGAAAGUGAGGAGUAUGAUCAGGUGUUAGACUCUGUUUUAGUAGGACCUGUUCCUGCGGGCAGACACAUGUUUGUAUUUCAGGCUGAUGCACCUAACCCAGGGCUUAUUCCAGAUGCAGAUGCAGUAGGUGUAACAGUUGUGUUAAUUACAUGCACCUAUCGAGGUCAAGAAUUUAUUAGAGUCGGCUACUAUGUAAACAAUGAAUAUACUGAAACAGAACUGAGAGAGAAUCCACCAGUAAAACCAGAUUUUUCUAAGCUUCAAAGGAAUAUUUUGGCAUCUAAUCCCAGAGUCACAAGAUUCCACAUUAACUGGGAGGACAACACUGAAAAACUGGAAGAUGCAGAGAGCAGUAACCCAAACCUACAGUCACUGCUUUCUACAGAUGCAUUACCUUCAGCAUCAAAGGGGUGGUCAACAUCAGAAAAUUCAUUAAAUGUUAUGUUAGAAUCUCAUAUGGACUGCAUGUGACUAACCACCAUCAUUUUGGUACUGUACAUGUGUUAAACUGUAAAAAUAACCAGAACUAUUUCUCUCAAAUUCCAUAAGUACAUAGUUGACAAGCAAUGUGAAGAACUUGUUUUAAAACAUCCUGUAGAAAGUUUAUAAAGAAAACAGUAUUUGAGCAAAUUGUGGAAUAUAAAUACAACUAUUUUUAAGUAA
Molecule: messenger RNA, 1083 nt
Organism: Dromaius novaehollandiae (emu)
Lineage: Eukaryota; Metazoa; Chordata; Aves; Casuariiformes; Dromaiidae
Gene: ASF1A
Product: anti-silencing function 1A histone chaperone
Exons: 4
Coding region: 277-891 (204 amino acids)
Biological process (GO): DNA replication-dependent chromatin assembly
Cellular component (GO): nucleus; chromatin
Molecular function (GO): histone binding
Source: RefSeq, a predicted model, not a curated record